Molecule: messenger RNA, 521 nt
Organism: Salvia splendens (bonfire salvia)
Lineage: Eukaryota; Viridiplantae; Streptophyta; Magnoliopsida; Lamiales; Lamiaceae
Product: probable WRKY transcription factor 43
Exons: 2
Coding region: 10-489 (159 amino acids)
Biological process (GO): regulation of DNA-templated transcription
Molecular function (GO): sequence-specific DNA binding; DNA-binding transcription factor activity
Source: RefSeq, a predicted model, not a curated record
CUCUGCAAAAUGGAGGAUCACUCUUCUAAUCUCUUUCCCACAUCUUCUUCUUCCUGUCUCUUGGAGGGUUUUGAUAUGGGAAUCAAGAGAGAGAGAUUCCACGUGGCUAAAAAACCUAGGACAGCAGCAGAGAGAUUCUUGUCUGAGGAAAACUGUGAUAGGAUGAUGAUGAAGAAGAAGAAAAAGAGUGAGAAGAAAGUGAAAAGGCCUAGAUUUGCGUUUCAGACGAGAAGCUCGGUUGAUAUUCUUGAUGAUGGUUAUCGAUGGCGGAAAUACGGCCAGAAAGCAGUCAAGAACAACAAAUUUCCUAGAAGUUACUACCGGUGCACUCGUGAGGGGUGCAACGUGAAGAAGCAAGUCCAAAGGCUAUCGAGAGAUGAAAGCAUCGUCGUCACAACAUAUGAAGGGAAGCACACACAUCCAGUGGAAAAACCAAGCGACAAUUUCGAACAAAUUCUCAGCCAGAUGCAGAUUUACCCUAGUUUUUGAAAUAUUGUUGCGUAACUCAAAUUAUAGUAUCC